AGCCUCACCUGGUGCGGGAAGGCUGCCCAGCGGGGACAGGCUCAUUGACAACGCUUUCCCAAAAAAGACCUGCCCUAUCACUUAAAUGCUUCCCUUAAGCGGAGAGGCUGGCACGGGGACCUUGCCCGGGAAGGGAGUCCAGGAUGGCUAGACGGAAGGUUUCCACCCACAGACCAGGCUCCAUCCAGUAGGCAGCAGGGGCCCUAGCCGGGGCGCGCAUCCACGGUGCAGGUCACUGGCACCCGGGAGGCCGGGAGAGCAUCCGAGGGCCAGCAGGGAAAGCAGCAGCCAUCCAUGCCGACCGUGUAUGAGGCUGGGAAGCAGUACACAGGACCCGAGUCCACCGAGAGACCCCGUCCGAUGUCCCGGCAUGAGACGUCUCCGACAACGGUGCAACCGGCCGGCCACCAUCGCCCCAACGCCUGCUGCUUCUGCUGGUGCUGCUGCUGCAGCUGCUCAUGGAACGAAGACCGGGAGCGAGCCUGGAGGGCAUCUCGCGGCACCAAACUGGAGACCAUACCCAACUGUGAAGCUUGCACCAAACCGACUCCCGAGGAGGUCCGGGGCUGGUCCCAGUCGUUCGACAAGCUGAUGAAGAACCCGGCCGGCCGGAACGUGUUCCGGGAAUUCUUACGGACUGAGUACAGCGAGGAAAACAUGCUCUUUUGGUUAGCAUGCGAGGAACUCAAAAACGAGUGCAACAAGCACACCAUCGACGAGAAGGCCCGGAUGAUCUACGAGGACUACAUCUCCAUCCUCUCCCCCAAGGAGGUGAGCCUGGACUCCCGGGUGCGCGAGGUCAUCAACAGGAAGAUGCAGGAGCCCUCGUCACACACCUUCGACGACGCGCAGCUGCAGAUCUACACGCUCAUGCACAGAGACUCCUACCCCCGCUUCCUGAACUCUGCCAUAUACAAAUCGCUGCUCCAGAGCGUCUCCCGGUCGUCCUCAGAGUCCUAAGGCCCCCGCGUCCCCCGUCCCCGACGCCAGCGGCCCGUGGAAGCCCCACAAACAAUUUCUUUUGUAUGCCGGUGGACCGGGCGGUGGGGGGUCCGUCUCUCUUCCCCCACGCUGUAGGGAAGCCUUGGGGGCCAGGAGGGCUGCAGCCCCCUCGCCCUUGUUCCUCGCUCUCACCGUCCACCUCCAGUUUUUAGCUUUAGCUACGACCAUCACCCUGGUUUCCUGACCACUAGGAUAUAUCAUACCCCUGCCCCCUUCCACGUCCCCUCCAUCUUCUCCCUCCCAUCCCGUCCUCGGUGACCUUCCUGGCGUUGCCUCUUCGAACCGGGGCAGCGCCGUCGUGGGAUCGUCCGACUCAGGCCUCGCUUUUACUACUGAAUCCCGGUCGUCGUCUGGAGCAGGCACGAGGGCGUGGGCGGGAGGUGGCCACGGGAGAGGAGACUCGAGGGGCUGAAGUCAGGCCUGGCCUCUCCCCCGCCCACCCCAAAUCCCCACUCCUAGGUCUGAAGAGGUCACUUUAUCGCACUCCUCACCGGCUGGUCCCCAUCUCCCCCCGUCUCCCCUUCGAGAUGUGUUGCUUUUCUUUUUUUUUUUUUUUUUCCCUAGUUUUUUUUUUUUACAUUUGAUUUUCAACGCUUCGUAGUCAACUUUCAUUGCGGGACGCGGCGGGGCACGUGCCACCAGCAUCGGGUGGCGGCACCGUGCUCCGUGGCAGGAGCUGCGUCCUGUUCAGGGCGGGCGAGGCGUGAAGGACCCAUCUCCCCCCUCCAACAUGUAACCUCCCACCCCCUGAUCACAGCCCUUCUGCGUGAGCUUCCCAGUCCGACGGUCAAACCAGAGCUGCUCGCUUCCCAGCCGGAGCUGCCUUGCACUGAUGGGGAGAAAGGAACUGCACUGUGAUACCGGAGGGCUCCCAUUCCCCUCCCGUUUUCCAUGCCUGGAAGAUGGUCUCAUGGGGAUGGACCCCACUGCACCCCAGGCUCCGAGCCGAUGGAGGGUGGUCCCCUGCCUGGCUGGGAGGAGAUGCCCUGGGAGAGGGCUGGGAAUUUCCCCGAUGGACCUUUUUUUCCCCUCUACAAUUUAGAUGAGAAACCCAAAGUUUCCCACCAGCUGGGCUGUUCAGCUCAUGCAGGUGCCUGGCUUCUUAGCGUGUCCCCAAGCAGGGGGCCAAAGUUUCAGGUGGUGCAGGGAAGCCUUAAAAAACCAGCAAAGAGAAAACUGGGGAAUCCUGUUCUGGGGGAAAUCCUGGUUUGGGAUGUUGGGUUCGUGGCAGACCCAGACGCCUGCAUUGCGUCCGGCUGUGCUUGUAAUACAGCAGCAAAAAACUACGUCUCAUGGGAGGGCUGUGGGAAGCCCAGCUCAAGCAAACAUGGAGCAAAAGGGGGAAAAGGCUGGGCAGCGGGGAGCCGAGGCAGCAGGUCGAGCGGGGGGAGCAGACCUGGCAGCACCCUUCUGUGAUUGGGGGUUGAGGGCAAAACAGAAGCCAAAGAAACCCCUGAGCCCCUCUAUAGGAUGUGGAGACGGGGCCUGGACCCUGAUUAAAUCCAGGGCAGAGGCUUUGGAGGGCAAAAAUGAGCAGCAGAGAGACCGUCCGUGCCACCUUUCCUGCCACCAUCCCCAGCAGCCAGGGGUCUGCGCUGGCAGGACCACCGUGGUUUGCUUAUUGCUCUCAUUGCUCAUGGAAGCGGUGGUUGGAAGACAAGCUGGUGCACUGCCUUCCUCACCAGCCCCUGCCUUUCCAUCGGAAGGAAAAUCCCACGCGGGGUGGCUUGGUACUCACGCCCAAAGUCCACAAAGGCCUUGGCGAAGUGUCGUGAUUGCUAAGCAUGUCCCCAUCCCGAUUCAAACCCAGACUCAUCCUCCCCUACCCGCCUUCGCGCAGAGCCCGCAUCAGGAACGGGGAGAUGUGUCGUUGUGCUACCCCAGCUGGGCUUGGAGCGGAGACGGCCGUAAGGAGCAGGACGGGCACCACUUCCAAACCGAUAGCAACCCUCCACCUUGCACCUCGUGCCCCACGAAGGAUGCUCGUGCAGCUCCGUGGUCCAGGCUGCGAGUUGAAAGGAGAUUUGGUGGGAUACAAUCCCUGCCAGAGAUCUGCAGCUCUCUGGGUUAAAAACAGGGCCAGGAGGCAGACGGGGGACCAACCCUAGUGCACACGGCCGGGUCUUUUUCAGUAUUAAUGGGUAAGGAAACUCGCAGGUAUCCCUUAGGGAGCAAUACCCCAGCACGCUCCAGUACGCCAGCUCCAGGCAUGACUUCUUACCGUCGUGCUACUGCCAUGUCUGGGGCUCCUAUUGCCAAAUAGUGUAUCUUUGUAAAUAAAGGGACCCUCCUUCCCCCAGCGGCGUGGCGGCCUGGUUCGGUGUUGAGUGUAUUUGCCGUGGUCUCUCUCGCGAGUGUUCCCACGGGACGGGAAACGCGGCGGGUGGCGAAUCUAUAAUAUAUGUAUAUUUUUGUAA
Alligator sinensis (Chinese alligator) is the source of this 3419-nucleotide messenger RNA. It is a transcript of the gene RGS19, whose product is annotated as regulator of G protein signaling 19. Bases 295 to 960 code for a protein of 221 amino acids. The transcript is spliced from 7 exons. The record is from RefSeq and is a predicted model, not a curated record. Lineage: Eukaryota; Metazoa; Chordata; Crocodylia; Alligatoridae.